UCAUCAUGAUAAAAUUGUGACAUAAAAUUACGUUUGUUUUCAAAUGUCAUUGGAAAUUUCACAUCACACUCGCAACACAAUUGUGGCAACUUUUAUUCGUUGCAUGCAAUUUCCAUGUCGCUUCAUGAAUUUUAUCUAUUGCGAUUAAAAUUGUUCGAUAAGUGUGCAGCGAAUUGUAGCUGCUUCCCGACAAUUCGAACCACCUACACCAAUAACAAAUUCUAAUAUAAAUUGUGCAGCAAAUCGCUUCAAUGGUUGCAUUCAGCAAAUAACUUUGUAAGCGCUCUAACCGCAGUCGCAUUCAACUAAGUAAAAUUAUUCAUCAAUAUUGCUACAUUUUAUUGCCGCAACAAUGAAAGCGUACGCGAAUUUGUGCAUUGUCAUCGCCAUGAUUUCGAUUAUUGCCUCUUUCGGAGCCGAAGGAUAUGGCAUGCGUGGCGGCGCACGCGGUUUGCGGCCGGAUGAGGUGCAGGAGGAGGUACCGCAAGAACUUAACCCAAGAGCACGACGCGCUGCAGUAGACGAGGCACCCGAGGAUGUGCCACAGGAGUUCAGGGAGAGAUACCGUCGAGCUGUUCCAAAAGCUGUAGAUGAAGCGCCUGAACAGGUACCACAGGAAAUUGAGCAUAAAGAGAGGUUCCGCCGCUCGCCAUCAAAAAUUGCUGAGGAAGCACCAGAAGAAGUGCCAAAAGGCUUGCAUGGCGCCAGGCACCGUCGCUCACCCCAAAUGCCCGUCCCUGACGGCAUGCCUCCAAUGCCACCAAUGCCACCAAUGCCCCAAUAAGGAUUUUACUAAUGAACCAAUGCAAGGGUCCGUCGCCACGUUGCAGAACAUGGACUCCCAUUCAACAUGAUGACACCAUUUUGAAAUCGUUACACGUAUAUUAUUUAACACAACAGAGAUGACAGCCGAAUUAUUUUAUCUUAUCAAACAAAUUUGUAAAAGAAACAAAAUUUACAAUAUUUCUUCAUUGUUAAAGUUUCGAAAAUAAAUACAUAUACUGAUACUGAUGUGACUACUGAGUUUCAA
This is a messenger RNA of Anastrepha obliqua, 1030 nucleotides long. RefSeq names its product titin-like. The coding region runs from base 353 to 784 and encodes 143 amino acids. The record is from RefSeq and is a predicted model, not a curated record. The transcript has 7 exons. Lineage: Eukaryota; Metazoa; Arthropoda; Insecta; Diptera; Tephritidae.